UUUUUUCUAUCACUAUUUCAUCUUUUAUCAUUCUUUUUCUAUAUCCAUUUUAUUCCAUAUAUUUAUUCAUUUCCAUUUCAUUUUAUAUUAUUUUUUCUAUCACCAUUUCAUUCUACACCGCUUUUUUAUUAUCAUUUUGUCCUUUCAUUACUAUUUUAUCUCCUAUCAUUUUUCUCACCACUAUUUCAUCAUCUAUCAUUCUUUUUCCAUCUCCACUUCGUUUUACAUUAUUCUUUCAUUUUUCAUUUCUAUUUUAUCCUAUUUUUUUUUUUCAUUACAAUUUUGUUUUAUAUCAUUUUAUCAUUAUUAUUUGUUUCUUUUAUCUACCAUUUCGUUUUAUAUCAUUAUUUCUAUCACCAUUUCAUUCUAUAUCACUUUUUUAUCAUCAUUUCAAUCUAUACCAUUUCUUUAAUUACCAUUUCAUUUCCUAUCAUUUUUUUCUAUCACCUUUUAUUCUAUAUUACUUUUCAUCAUCAUUUCAUUCUAUAUAUACUGUUCUUUUUAUUACUAUUUCGUCUAAAUCAUCUUAUAUUGUUCUUUUCCAUUACCAUUUUGUUUUAUAUUACUUUAUCAUUAUCAUUUCGUCUCCCUCUAUAUAUCACAAUUUCAUUUUAUAUUGCUUUUCAUCAUUAUUUCAUCUAUACUUCUUCUAUUAUUUUUUUUCCAUUACUAUUUCAUACUAGUUUUUUAUUACUCUUUUUGUUC
Molecule: messenger RNA, 705 nt
Organism: Rhizophagus irregularis DAOM 181602=DAOM 197198
Lineage: Eukaryota; Fungi; Glomeromycota; Glomeromycetes; Glomerales; Glomeraceae
Source: RefSeq, a predicted model, not a curated record